This is a messenger RNA of Rotaria sp. Silwood1, 678 nucleotides long. The record is from the annotation of a GenBank genome assembly. NCBI's taxonomy places the organism in Eukaryota, Metazoa, Rotifera, Eurotatoria, Philodinida, Philodinidae.
AUGGCACGUUACGGACGUUCAUUACGUUUUGGAACUCGAAGACAAUUGCUUGGCAAAUCUGCUUGGUUUCAAAUACAUCGACUUCUUCUUAGCAUCUCAUCUUUAUUGAUUCUUCUAGGCUUCUUGUUAAUUCUAGUUCGGAAUCAUGGUCAAUGGGUGCAACCUAAACUACAUGAGUGGGAUUCAUUUGUUCAUUCAAUAUUGGGUGGCACAAUUUUUAGUUGUAGUAUAGUACAACUAUGGUUAGCAUUAUAUCGUUGUAAACCUAAUAGUCGGUUUCGUUUUAUUUUUAAUUGGAGUCAUCGUAUCGUUGGUUUAUUAAUUUUUGGUCUGUCAAUUCCAGCGAUGUUUCUCAUGAUAUCUCAAGCGAAAACGAACCGUACUGUUCUCAUCACAGCUAUUUCAUUUUGGACAGCCUGGAUAGUCAUCGUCAUCAUUAUUUGUGAAAAAAUUGAAUAUAAAAAACCAGUAUUUGCACUAUCAAUGACAAACAAUGCUCGACAAGAUGAUACAAAUCAGGAGAAUAUUAAUACAAAUGUGCGACCAGAUACUGAAGCAACUACACAGUUAAAUACUGGUAGUCAAUAUCAUAAUCAAAUAAAAUUACUUUUGCUUGUCAUUCAUAUUAUUAUUAGUGUCACUCUUUCUGUUUUACUCAUUGUAUUUUAUCCAAAAUAA